AUGGCCAAGAAGGCUCAAGUUCCAGAUGCUUGGGAGGACGACGAUUGGGAGACGCAAGCAGACAAGGCUACCGCCGAACCAUCAGCUCCAGAACCGGCGCCGGCGUCCCUCAGCAAGAGAGAGCGCGCUGCGCAGCAUGCCGAGUCCAACAGAAGACUCUGGGAAGCGGCAGAGGAGCCAAACAAUGGGGCACCCCUGCAGUACAUGUCGCAGCAGCCCGAACCCCCGUUCGCACAAACAUUCAAAGCGCCCCCAAUAGUCCUCGCGCGUAAACCCGUACUGGCAAAGCGAGACCCAGUCACGGGUGGUAUGGCCAAAUUGUCCCUCGCAGACGAUAGCGACGAAGAGGACAAGAAACCCCAGGAGACGCCGGAGCAAAUCCGGGCACGCCAGAAGCGUGAGCACGAGGAGAAACAGCGGCUCUACGCCGAAACGAGGGCCAAGAUCUUUGGAGAGAGCAGCAACGGCGGCAGCGGCAAUUCUCGAGCUGGUAGCGGACGUAGCUCAGGAGCGACAACCCCCGGAACCACAACUCCUCCACGCAAUCAAAGAGGCAGAGGUCGUGGCAGGGGCGGCCCUAGGGGACGUGGUGAUCGUAACAACCACCAUCGCACAGAUUCUGGAAGAUCCAGGGAUGAAAAUCUGCAUGAAGGCACACAACGACGCGAUGAAGGGCGUGAGAGAGAGCUUUACGACCCCAACUACUCACCAAGACCAGUUGUUCCCAUGGAACAGCGCACUGGAUCCGGGACGUCAGGUCAAUCUACACCGCGAAAAUACGAGCAUACUAUUCGAGCACCUCGCGGCCCCGAUGGCAGUGGCCGGGGCGGUUUCGGUUUCGCCAGACGAGGAGCAAAGGAGGACUGA
Pestalotiopsis fici W106-1 is the source of this 867-nucleotide messenger RNA. RefSeq lists its product as uncharacterized. The record is from RefSeq and is a predicted model, not a curated record. NCBI's taxonomy places the organism in Eukaryota, Fungi, Ascomycota, Sordariomycetes, Amphisphaeriales, Sporocadaceae. The transcript is spliced from 2 exons. Bases 1 to 867 code for a protein of 288 amino acids.